This is a messenger RNA of Chelmon rostratus (copperband butterflyfish), 2282 nucleotides long. RefSeq names its product transmembrane protein 30Aa (gene cdc50aa). The transcript has 7 exons. The record is from RefSeq and is a predicted model, not a curated record. The coding region runs from base 215 to 1327 and encodes 370 amino acids. Gene Ontology annotation, biological process: phospholipid translocation. Lineage: Eukaryota; Metazoa; Chordata; Actinopteri; Chaetodontiformes; Chaetodontidae. Gene Ontology annotation, cellular component: Golgi apparatus; plasma membrane; endoplasmic reticulum.
UUCCGGGUUCUUCCUCUUGGGUGAGAUUAACAAAACAGAUCAAAUCAAGACUACAAUGAGUACAUAUUUGGAUUAGACCGAGGGUUCAUGUCACCCCUGAGACAGUUUUAUACUUUGUCUUAACGUUUUAUCACUUCUUUACCGUGUAAAAUCAACCAGGAACUGUCGGCUGUCAACUACAGUAGAUUAUUUUUGCUCGAAGCGGAUUGCAGCCAUGAUGGCGUCAAGCUACAACGCUAAGGAAGAGGACGGACACCACUCGGGUACUUCUAGUCACGGAGGCGCUGGGGCUGUGAAAAGUAAAAAGCCGGACAACACAGCGUUCAAGCAGCAGAGACUACCGGCCUGGCAGCCCAUCCUGACGGCAGGCACCGUGCUGCCUGCUUUCUUCGUUAUCGGUCUCAUCUUCAUCCCCAUCGGCAUCGGCCUGUAUGUCUCAUCAAACAACAUCAAAGAGUUCGAGAUUGAUUACACCGGUGUUGACGUUUCCAAUCCAUGCUACAGCUGUGCCAAGAACUUCAGCUGGAACAGCACAACACCAUGUGUCUGCUCUCUGCCCUUCACGCUGGAGCAGCCAUUUGAGAGCAAUGUCUUUAUGUACUACGGCUUAUCCAACUUCUAUCAGAACCACAGACGCUAUGUGAAGUCCAGGGAUGACAGCCAACUGAAUGGUGACCGAUCUGCUUUGACGAACCCCAGCAAGGAAUGUGAACCGUACCGUACAAGUGAAGGACUGCCCAUCGCUCCAUGUGGGGCCAUCGCUAACAGCCUCUUUAAUGACACUCUGGAGCUGUAUCACAUUGAUUCCAAUGGCACCAGAAAUGAAAUCCCUCUGGUAAAGAAGGGCAUCGCGUGGUGGACAGACAAGCAUGUGAAGUUCAGGAAUCCUGGUGGAAAUAGCAACCUAACUGUUGCUUUCCAUGGCACAAAUAAGCCGGUGAACUGGAGGAAGCCAGUUUAUGAGUUGGACUCAUCAGAUCCUGAGAACAACGGUUUUAUCAACGAGGACUUCAUUGUCUGGAUGCGCACCGCUGCGUUGCCCACCUUUCGCAAGCUCUAUCGCAUCAUCCAGAAGAAGCCCAACACGACCCCAACUCUACCCAGUGGCAAAUACAUCUUGAACAUCACUUACAAUUACCCUGUGCUCAGCUUUGAUGGUCGCAAGCGGAUGAUCCUGAGCACCAUCUCCUGGAUGGGAGGGAAGAACCCGUUCCUUGGCAUUGCCUACAUCACAGUGGGUUCGAUCUGCUUCUUCCUGGGUGUGGUUCUGCUCAUCAUCCACCAUAAAUAUGACACCCGCAACAACAGUGCAGAUAUUCCAAACUAAAGCGUUGUAUCGUGUUUCCCAGCCUCUGCAUGCACAGGUGACCCUAAAGGGUCCGUUCUGGACUGCUUGUUGAUUUUAGCGUGAUUACACUGGUCUCUAAUUGUCUGUUGUGUGUUUGUGUAAAGGCAGCACUGUCUGAGGUGUGUCAUCAAGCUGUGUUUAUGUGUAGGGCAACUAAGGCAAAAGAAGGAUGCUAGAGUCUGUGCAUGUAGCUUCAGGUCAGCUGCUGAGAAUGUCAUCUCAUGUCUUCAAAAGAGAGUUUUUGUCUAUUUAUCUAUACAUUAUCAAAGUAUCUAUGUUUUAUUUUAGCAGUGCUUUGCGAAUGGCUUCAUUAUUGAAGGAUGUGUGUAUUUUAAAUGCAAGUUAUUGUCCAAAUAAUGUACUGUACUAUGUCCUGCUGAUGAAUGUACCAUUAUAUUUCAUUGACAUACCUCUGUGGUUCUUGAGAUUACCUUGAAUAUAGGAUGGGAUAAUCACUGCUCGUGUGCUGUUUAUUAUGGUAAGCAUUGAUGUUUAACAAGAAGUAUUUUAUCCUUGGAGAGUCAUAGAAUACUCAUGACAAGUAGUACCAAAAGUAUGGUUAUCUACCCUCCACUAUGAUUGGUUGUAUAAAAAGGCUAAGUCAGUCAUAAGGCAUCUUUUAAAAAAUACUUAAUAAUCAUCAUAUGUCCAGUAUUCUUAAUUCUUAAUUAAGACGAGAGCACAAUCAUUAUUUUAUUUUUCAUUUUUUUUACAGUUGCCUGCCUGUUAAGUUAUCUUGCGUUCUUCAUUGUUGACCAAAUGGUAUGCACUUUAAAAGUGUCACAUUUGUUCGUUUUUUUUCCCCUUGUUCCACUUCACAUUCUGUUAUCAUUUUGCGAUCUUGAUUUAUUAAUAACGAGUUACUUGUUUAAAUUGGAUAUUGUUGGGUUUUUAUAAGGUUUUUAGGGUCCAAUUAAACAACUUGGCAAAUGUU